Paramecium octaurelia is the source of this 268-nucleotide messenger RNA. NCBI's taxonomy places the organism in Eukaryota, Ciliophora, Oligohymenophorea, Peniculida, Parameciidae. The record is from the annotation of a GenBank genome assembly.
GAGAUGUCCAAAUCAUCUAAGUCCAGUCGUAAUUUUAAUAUUUCUACUUUUUAGGAAGCAGUCCAUCCAAGAGUUAACAUCAGAGUCCAAGUCCAAAAUCGAAAUCAAAUUCACAUCCAAAUUAAGGUUAAUCACACAUCAUAUAUCAACAUUCAAAAUACCUCACUAUCAACUACUUCAACAUUAUCAACAUAUAGAAAAAUUAUGCCUCCAUGUCUCCAAUUUGUCCAAGAGAGUUACCGACACCGAGUUGAAAGAAACCUUCGAG